GAUGCUACAAAUCCAAAUUAUGAAAUUAUGUGUAUGAUAAGAGAUUUCAGGGGAAGUUUGGAUUAUAGACCACUGACAACUGCAGAUCCUAUUGAUGAGCACAGGAUAUGUGUUUGUGUGUGAAAACGACCACUCAAUAAAAAAGAAACUUUAAUGAAAGACCUUGAUGUAAUAACAAUUCCUAGUAAAGAUGUUGUGAUGGUACAUGAACCAAAACAAAAGGUGGAUUUAACAAGGUGCCUAAAAAACCAAACUUUUUGGUUUGAUUAUGCCUUUGAUGAUGAAAUGGUUUACAGGUUUACAGCUCGACCAUUAGUAGAGACCAUAUUUGAAAGGGGAAUGGCCACUUGCUUUGCAUAUGGACAAACAGGCAGUGGAAAAACCCAUACUAUGGGUGGUGACUUUUCAGCAAAGAACCAAGAUUGUUCUAAAGGAAUAUAUGCACUUGCAGCUAGAGAUGUCUUUUUAAUGCUAAAGAAGCCAAAUUAUAACAAGUUAGAACUUCAAGUAUAUGCAACAUUUUUUGAGAUCUAUAGUGGUAAGGUUUUUGACUUGUUGAACAGGAAGACAAAAUUAAGAGUGUUAGAAGAUGGUAAACAGCAAGUCCAGGUGGUGGGAUCACAGGAAUGGGAAGUCAAAUGUGUUGAAGAUGUUCUUAAGCUUAUUGAAAUAGGCAACAGCUGCAGGACAUCCGGUCAGACAUCUGCAAAUGCACACUCAUCUCGAAGCCAUGCAGUGUUUCAGAUUAUUCUCAGAAGGAAAGGGAAAUUGCAUGGUAAAUUUUCUCUGAUUGAUUUGGCUGGCAAUGAAAGAGGAGCAGAUACUUCUAGUGCAGAUAGGCAGACUCGACUGGAAGGGGCGGAAAUUAACAAGAGCCUUUUAGCACUCAAGGAGUGCAUUAGAGCCUUAGGCCGAAAUAAACCUCAUACGCCAUUCAGAGCAAGUAAACUUACUCAGGUGCUAAGAGAUUCAUUCAUAGGAGAAAACUCUCGUACCUGUAUGGAUCUUGCCCACACCCAGCCUACAGGCCUUUGA
Molecule: messenger RNA, 1035 nt
Organism: Vidua chalybeata
Lineage: Eukaryota; Metazoa; Chordata; Aves; Passeriformes; Viduidae
Product: kinesin-like protein KIF2A
Biological process (GO): microtubule-based movement
Molecular function (GO): microtubule binding; ATP binding; microtubule motor activity
Source: RefSeq, a predicted model, not a curated record